AAACAAGAUGGAAAAGAAACUUUUUAUUUGUUUGGUUUUGUGCGAGUUUUUCAUUUUAGCGCACAGUGUAUUUUGGAGAUCGGGGAAAACGAGACGAUAUUACAUUGCUGCCGUAGAAGUGGAUUGGAAUUACGCACCUGAUGGAUUCAAUCUUGUGACGGAAGAUAUCAGUGUCGCGGCGACAAAGCUGAAUCACAGUGAAGAUAGAAUCGGAGCAGUUUAUAGGAAAGUUAUAUACAGACAGUUUACGGACGAGAGUUUCGAAAAUGAGAUUUCCUCCCCUCCAUACAUGGGUUAUCUUGGUCCAAUCAUGCGAGCGGAAAUAGGAGACACUCUUGAAAUUCACUUUAAGAACCUGGCUUCCGGUCGAAACUACAGCAUGCAUCCUCACGGUGUCUUAUAUGAUAAGCUUUCUGAAGGCGCUUUAUAUGUGGACGGUACCAAUCAAACGCAUAAGUUGGAUGACGGUGUGCCGCCAAACGGAAGUCAUAUAUAUACAUGGGAAAUCACAAAAAACUUCGGACCCACCGCAUAUGACGAAAACUGUGUGUCGUGGGCUUACCAUUCACACGUCAGCUCCGUAAAGGAUAUCAACACGGGAUUGGUUGGAUGUCUUCUCACAUGCCGACAAGGAAUUCUAAAUAAACGAGGAUUCCGAAAAGAUGUGGACAAAGAUUUUGUUAUCUACACCGAAAUCGUUGAUGAAAACGAAAGUUGGAAAAUAUUAGAAAAUCUAAACAAAUGUGACAAUACUUCAAACUGCCUGGAACUACAUCAAUUAAAAGAGUCUGGUUUUAUCGGAAGUAACCGCAUGCCCGCCAUCAAUGGUUACAUGUUUGGAAAUUUGCCAGAUUUAUCAGCACGAGAAGGCGACACGGUUGCAUGGCAUUUUAUGGGCAUGAAUGAGGGCAUGCGCGGUGUUACAAUCAAUGGCCAAACUUUCUCUUAUCGUCGAAAAAGACUGGAUACUAUUAGUAUUUUUCCUGCAACGUUUGUCUCUGCUAUUAUGAAAGUUACCUCCCCUGGACGAUGGCUGCUCCAAUCCAGAACAACAAAUGAAUACGAAGGUGGAAUGCAGGCUUUUUUCACUGUGGUGCAAAAUUAUCGACGUUACUUGUACCAAAAGCGUAGGAGACCAAAGAUAGAUCAGAAGUUCUUUCUGGCAGCCGAAGAAAGUGAUUGGGAUUAUGGGCCUACUGGAACGGAUACCAUUGAUGGAACUGACUUGUUAGCAAAUGGCAGUUUUUCGAAAAGAUACUUCAAAAAGGGUCCAAAGUUCAUCGGUGGAAUUUACAAAAAGGUGCGAUACGUACAAUAUACUGACUGUAAAUUUCAGACAAAAAUGAAACCUUCUUCUGAUUCGGAACACCUCGGUGUUCUAGGACCUAUGUUACGUGUUGCUGUUGGACAAAAAAUACAAGUGACUUUCCGGAACCUAGCCUCCCGAAACUAUUCUUUUUUACCACACGGUGUACAACUAGAUAAGGAUCAGGAGGGCGCUUUAUACAGAGGAAGUCCGUUAUCAACCGAUCUGACCGGCAAAUUUGCUGCUCCUGGGGAAACUGUGACUUACACAUUCACCGUGCCAUGGUCAGUGUCUCCGACCGGUGAUGACCCCAUGUGUAAUACCUACGUGUAUCACUCCGCUGUGGACCCAGUUAGGGAUAUACACUCAGGACUGAUGGGGCCAUUGUUGGUGUGUAAAGCAUGGAGUUUGGACAAACAUGGCAGACAGAAACACGUGGAAAAAGAUUUUGCAAUAUUCUACCUGACGAUUGACGAAAACAAAUCUUGGUACAUUGACGACAACAUCCGGGUACAUACCGAAGAUCCCGGCAGUGUCAACAAAGAAGAUCCGGAAUUUGUAGCAUCCAAUAGAAUGCAUUCAAUCAACGGUCGUAUGUAUGGAAACUUAAAAGGAUUGGACAUGUGCGUCGGUGAUGACGUCACAUGGCAUGUCGCUUCAGUGGGUGACUUUGUCAGUAUGCAUGGCACUUAUUUCCAUGGCAACACAAUGAAGAUCGAUGGUUCAAACAGAGCGUCAAAGGUCGUUAUACCUGGAUCCAGUUUUACUGGCGAAAUGACUCCCGAUAACGCAGGAGAUUGGCAGAUCGUGUGUAGAACUAACUUUCACUUCCGGACAGGCAUGCGUGUUCAAUAUCAUGUACAUGACUGCAAUGGAUAUCAUGACGUCAUUAAUGACGCUUACUGGAGAGGUGCCACAAGACAUUACUACAUUGCAGCAGUGAAUAUCACAUGGGAUUAUGCACCAGGAAACAUGGAUCUUAUAACCAGCCAUAACCUUAGCGACCCGAACAUCAAUGGUCACCUAUUUGUUAGGACAGAUAAUGGAUUUCUGGGAAGUACUCGUGAAAAAGUUGUUUACAGAGAGUAUACCGACGAAACAUUCUCUACCAUGAAAGUAAGAACACCGGAAGAGGAACACUUGGGAAUUCUGGGACCAGUGAUCAAAGCGGAAAUUUGGGACACGAUUAUCGUCACGUUUCGUAACUUCGCCGGUCGUCCUUAUUCAAUUCACGCACAUGGUGUAUAUUAUGACCAGAACGACGAUGGGGUAUUACAAGGUAAACCUAGCGACGACGCCGAAAACACUGUUAAUGACGGAACCGGAAACGGAGAUCAGGUGUAUCCUGGGAGAACACAUACUUACACGUGGCGAGUACCUCGGAGGGCAGGUCCAGCAAAAGACUACAGAGAACCGAACUGUGUUACCUGGAUAUAUUACUCUGGUGUAGAUACUAUCAAAGACAUGAACACUGGCUUAGUUGGACCGCUUGUGGUCUGCCGACGAGGCACUUUAGUUGAUGGUGAUACGACACGACGUGACGUCGACCGAGAAUUUGCCCUUUUAUUUAACGUUAUGGAUGAAAACGAAAGCUGGCUGCUAUCAGAAAAUAUACAAAAAUAUGGGUCAAAUGAAACCAACUUAAAUGAUACGCAAUUCAAACUAAGCAAUGAAAUGAACAUGAUAAACGGAAAGAUUUACGGAAAUUUACACGGUUUAAAUAUGGAAAUUGACGAGACAAUUGCUUGGUAUAUUCUUGGCUUGGGGUCCUCGUUUGAUAUCCACACUGUCCAUUUCCAUGGUCAGACAUUCCUUCAUCGUGAUAACGUCGUUCAUAGAGGAGAUGUAAUUGAGGUAUUCCCCGGAACUUACGAAACUAUUGAAAUGAAGACGGAUAACCCAGGGGUGUGGAUUCUUCACUGUCACCUCAAUGAUCACAUAAAUAUGGGCAUGGAGGCGACCUACAACAUCACAGAACAAACAACACAUAGAGGAAAUAACGGGUUCUUCAACUGGCUUGGCUGAAUACUCUUCUGGCUUCUAUGGCAACGUCUUCGAAAUGUCAAUAUGGAUUCCGUGAUUACAAUGCCGUUUUUUGUAUUGUUUGUUUUAUUAUUUCAAAUUUGCCGCUGAAUAUUUAAUGUUACUUUGUGGAUUUUUUGUUAAAAGAUUUUGCGAGUAAUUGUAUAGAAAUCCAAGCUGAAGUUGUGUUGAUGAAAUUAUGAUGUGCUCGCGACUAGGAAUUACGAUAAUCCAUUAACACCAUAAAGAAAUGUGGUGUAUGAUAUGCUCCUGAAAUUUCGUCGAAAGAGGUUUUUAUGCAAUGUCAAAAAAUUUUGGAAAAUGUGUCUAAAAUGCACAUAAUAAAGAGUCUAAAGAGCGUAAUCAAGAUUAUCAGAUCUCAUUAUAAUGAGAGUUCAUCAUAUGUGGUAUUAGCAAAUCCAUUUAUAUAUUCGAAAUCCCAUUCUGUAUGAGAUGUACUUUUAGUAUCCAGAUCUCGUAUGUGUGAAAUCGAUCUUUUCUUUGUAUACUU
Molecule: messenger RNA, 3839 nt
Organism: Ylistrum balloti
Lineage: Eukaryota; Metazoa; Mollusca; Bivalvia; Pectinida; Pectinidae
Product: hephaestin-like protein
Exons: 13
Coding region: 8-3331 (1107 amino acids)
Biological process (GO): iron ion transport
Cellular component (GO): plasma membrane
Molecular function (GO): copper ion binding; oxidoreductase activity
Source: RefSeq, a predicted model, not a curated record